AUGCUGACCUCAGCACUUCGUUUGCUUGACGUAGUUCACCAGUAGUGAUUUCGCUGGUGGGGCUACCGACCUCAGUGCUGGUGAUGGAUGUUGAGGGAGAAGAAAAGGACCGUGGUAAGAAGCGAGUGAGAACGAAAGGCAUCCAGAAGAAGUUACUUGAGCAGGUCGAAUUUUACUUCGGUGAUGCCAAUUUGCAGAGAGACAAGUUUCUGGCCAAGAAAAUAAAGGAGCAUCCUGAUGGAUAUGUGCCUGUGGAGACCAUAGCCAGUUUCAACAGGAUGAAGAGUCUCACCUCUGACAUCAGUAUAGUGGUCCAGGUCAUGAAGACUUCCACUCUCUUAGAGGUGACAGAUGAUGAAAAAUGGGUUCGAAGGUCAAGGCCACUAACCACUGCAACAGACACGGAUGAAAGGACAAUCUAUGUGGAGCAUCUUCCACAAUCCUCUGACCAGGACAGUGUUAGAAAGCUGCUGAAGGUGUUUGGGAAUAUAACUUACAUCAGGUAUGUAGCACUGACCCUGUGCACUAGUUACAUACAUAAACACUCUCUGUUAAAUGUCAUGUGUCAUAGUGUCAUAGUGUCAUUAGCCCUUGACAAACAUGUGUAUAGGGUUACAAUUCUUGAUCUGCAUCAC
Messenger RNA from Geodia barretti, 635 nucleotides. The record is from the annotation of a GenBank genome assembly. Lineage: Eukaryota; Metazoa; Porifera; Demospongiae; Tetractinellida; Geodiidae.